Molecule: messenger RNA, 2746 nt
Organism: Ambispora leptoticha
Lineage: Eukaryota; Fungi; Glomeromycota; Glomeromycetes; Archaeosporales; Ambisporaceae
Source: the annotation of a GenBank genome assembly
AUGGCGUGGAAUGAACAAAAUCAACGGAAUGAGAUUGUGUUCUCGCCAACUGCUUAUCGCCCUUCAAGAUACAACGCUAACACACAGCAGGUCGAAGAGGAAGUUGUGAAUCGCAUAUAUACUGGCAAUUAUGAGGACACCAAGGAUUUCUACAAAGAUGAGGUAGAGAAACGAAAGUUGCAUGACGACCUUAUCGAACUGGGAACGGGCAGUAUAGUGGAAUCGAGCAAAACUACAACGAUUACACCACCUCGCGUACUCAAAACGGUCACAGAGAGGAACAACCCAGCGUCUAUGGUGGAGGAUGAAGCAGUGGAUGCCAUUCCGCGGACGUCCGUCAACAAUAAUACUUACGUCCAAGCAGACAACGUGCCAGUUGUUUUGACGCAGAACUAUUGGCAGAAUUUGGACUUAAAUGAACGGCACGCUAUUGCACAGAUGCUCAGAGUUCCGAUGAAUGAAUGGGACAUAGCAGAUGCCAACGGUGUCCCAAUGUUACCGCAGACAUUCGCUCACAUGGAAGCAGGUGGACGGCCAUAUCAGAUUAAUAUCACGACUCGUACCGCAGUGCAAUACGACGCCAAUGCUCAAUUGCAGAGAACAGAGCAGAAGCGUAAAUUUGUGCAAAUAUUGCAACCCGGAUUGAAGACGACCAACGAGCAAAAUGUCGUUAGAGUGCCCGAGACGAGGAUUGAAGAAGAAUACCCGGGACGGUAUAGUAACGUGCGCUUGGAAGAGAAGAUUCGCGCGGCUGCUUUGAGAUACAUAGACCGAGUGAUAGCAAGGUAUAACACUCCCGUUAAUACUUUGGAUGUUACCAACCGAGAAGACUUGGCUGAGGUUGUAGCUGAUAUGUGGAUUGAAUUCGUCAAGAAGGUCGAUGAAGAAGUGUACCUCUACAAACAGUCGUUUACAUCAGUAGUGGCCCAGCGAAGAGAAACAGGAAUGCACCAACCAACGGGACGGCAGACUGAGUUGGAGCACAUGCAAGCGAUGUUGACAGUAAGUCGCAAUUUGGCAGGUGUGGAUGGAAAACCUUGCUACCUCAUUAUAACAGCCGAAUUUCUUUUAUUCGACUGCAAGACGCCAGAAAUUUGGGAGCGUCUGGCCCAAUUUGAUCAACACGUGCGCAGACUCCCAUACGUGUUUAAAUCACCGAGGACGAUGGAUCUGAUGAGAUCACGCAUUAAGCAUUUAGUCGCUCUCGAUUCCCGCUAUUUCCCUCAUCCAGAUUCAUCAAUUGUUAAAGAGGGAGUUCGCGUAAAUCUUGUGAGAAUUUUGGUUGCGCAAAUACUCUACAUUCUGGAUACACUAAUAACGCGACCAUUGAGCCGAUGGCCUCUUUUUAUGUUAUUUAAUUUAUUGGUCCUGGCCAUGGGUAUAUAUACCAAAAAUUUAUACGUUGUUAUGGCAUAUUUCGUGGUGUUAUUUCUUUUCAUAUUGGCUAACUUACUCACUCGUAAUAAGGAAAUUGGUUAUCAUGGGGAUGAUGAGGAUAAUGAACCCCACAAUUUCCAACCUAUUCCAUUCGGUUUUGGAGGAAUCAUUGAUAGAGCUCAUUGGGCUCUGGUGCCUCCAACACCAACACUAGAUCGGGACUGUGCUAGUUUCUAUGAUAGGCUGUCGCACCUGAUUUGUCCACCCAUUCGACCAGAGCUAAAUGGGGUAGGUGAAAAUCAAUGGCCACUUAGACGAACUUACGAUGGCUUUGGUGAAUUGCGAGAGUAUUUAUUUUUAUUGUCGGGAAUAUACUAUUUUAUUUUGUUUGUAUUGAUAUUUAUUCAAGGAUUAGCCCCCUAUACUACAUUAAUUCCGACAUUUGUAUAUAUCAUUUCAUCAUAUCUCGUCAACAAAUACUGUUUGGUAGGUGUUGAUCAGUUAGACCGACACUUAGCAUUUUUGGUAAGAAUUGGAAUCAACAUUCCCGUUGCGUUUCAAGACUAUAUGAUACCAUUCUUGGCAAGAUGGUUAACGUUUUGGAGUCGAGAAAUUACAGACCAAUACGACAUUCAACAAUCGGAACUAGAAGUUGAGAGCGAAGAAGACCAACAAUCCCAGUCUGAGGUAGAUACAGGAGCUGGUGUUGUACGUCAUCAAGAUCAACAAGCAACCUGUGUACAACAAGGUUGCCAACAACAACCGCAUGAUUGUGGAUAUUGUAUGAUUCACCACGGAUGCACAGGCGAUGGUUGUUGGUCAUGUAGAGAGUUAAAUAUGCCGUAUUGUGGUGGUUUACAGUGCACUGGCAGUUCGCAAUCAACACCCGGUAGUGUUGAUAGCUUCGAGCAACUGUUGAACACACAGCAAGCAUUAGCGACCAAUCUAGUAACUAUCAGAGGUCCACAACCGGCGACACGAGAGGUAGUUCAACAGGUUGAGGAAAAUUUCUGGGUUACUAUGACGCGUAGACACGAGGAGCAAAAACAGAAGAUUAAGAGGGCUUCUCUUUAUAUAGCAAAUACUAUUGAGAAUGGUUUCAACACUGUCGUUGAGACUAUAUCCACGUGGGAACCAAAGAUUGUAUUGUUCACAUUAUUCACUAUUUUCAUUUUGAGUGGUGCAAUUAUUAUUGUGGCGCAAUUGCCUUGGGGUAAGAUUGUACAUGGAACACCAGAAGCAGACCCGACGAUUACUAUUGGACCACCAAUUGGAGACGGACCUUCAGUUUACCCGUUACCAACUUUUACGACUAAUACUGAAGAAGUGGGUAAGCCAACUAGUACAUCAAAACCCACGACUAGUACUG